Messenger RNA from Chilo suppressalis (striped riceborer), 576 nucleotides. NCBI's taxonomy places the organism in Eukaryota, Metazoa, Arthropoda, Insecta, Lepidoptera, Crambidae. The record is from the annotation of a GenBank genome assembly.
CUGAAAUUCAUGCGAAAAUCUGGGUUUUGUGAAAAGAAUAUUUGGAAUCCAAGAAAGGAUCCUGAUGCAUUAGCACAAUUCGGACCAUUAACAGUUAUAAUUUUUUAUCAGCUUUUCCAAAUUUCUGUACUGUUUGAAGUUCUUAACGUCCAGAGCCAGAAACUCAUAGAUGCAGUUUAUGGGUUACCAUGGGAGUGUAUGGAUGUCAGAAAUCAACGAUCUGUGUGCUUCUUGCUACAGAGGGUGCAAUCACCUGUACAGGUCACCGCCUUAGGAUCAACAAAAGUUGGUGUCGAACCUAUGGUUGGAAUUCUGAAGACAACAUUCUCUUUUUUCACCUUUCUACGAUCAAUAGUUUAAAAUGGAUUUUUCAUCGAACUUACUCUUGGAAAAGACAAUCACGCUGCGUCUUUUUAUUCAAGCACAUUUUUACAAGUUACGGCACGAAUAGAGUAUCAAUGUUUGGAUUUUUUUUAAAAUGAAUUUAGAAUUGUGUAAGCUUACUUUUCAAUAAAUUAGUGAAGUUCACUGUUUUUGAAGUCUUAUUACCCUUUGUCGACGCUUGUGUCUCCAAUU